UUUAAGCUUUUGGACAUUUGGUUCUGAGCUUGAGAGACAGACAUCCAACCUUCAUCUUCCUACUACUAUUACACUUGCUGUUUCUCUACUCUUCAAAAACCACCAUUCUCACUCACAACCAUUCAUUCUUUCCUCUAAAAUCUCUGUGAUUGCUUUUUCUACCCUAAUCUGAACCCCCUUCCAAAACCACUUUCACUUCCACCAGAGAUUGCUUUUUCAUUUUCACCUGUGUUUUUAAUCAAUCACCCCUCCAAAAAGGCUGCAUUUGUUUGUGUUUCUUGAUUUUUCUGUGCUCUCAGCUUAUUUUCCCACACCAAUAAAGAAAUCAAAGGAGAUAUAUUUAAAAAAAGGAGAAUUUUUUGGAGGUUUGCAGUUGAUUGAUAGAGAUUUAUUUACUUGGCGUUCUUGCAUUUUCAUUCUUCGACACAUGCCUGCGGAAAUGUUUGAUUCAAUGAUGAAGAAAACCCUCAAAAAUCUUUGCUCUAGUUAUGGAUGGUGUUAUGGAGUUUUCUGGGGUUUUGAUCAGACAAAUUCAUUACUAUUGACAUUGAAAGAUUGCUACUAUGAAGAACAAAUUGGAGCGCUGAUUGAAUCUAUGCUUAUGCAAGCACAUGUGGUUGGAGGAGGGGUAAUUGGCCAAACUGCAUUUGCCAAAAACCAUCUAUGGUUGGAUUUAGAUGCUUUUUAUGAAGGGAGAAAUUGUGCAGUAUCAUUUGAUAGUCUUAACAAUUUCCAGGAUGAUUCUGAGUUCUUUUGCCAAUUCUCUAUGGGGAUAAAGACUAUUGCUGUAAUCUCAGUGGAAACGUGGGGAGUUGUGGAGCUUGGAUCAACUCACAAGAAUCCUGAGAUUAAAGAGUUUGUGGAUCAAGUGCAGCAAGUUUUCAGAGAAAUGGAUGGGAUUGAAGCUUUAAGAAAUGAGACUCAUUCAGAUAGCCAUUUCUUUGAUUCUUGUUCUUUGCAUCCUGAUUCAUCGUUUUCGAGUGGCAUUUUCCAUUCUGAGAAUUUGAUGGGAGCAGAUCUGCUAUUCGAUUCUACCAAUUUCCUUGAUUGUGCUGCUUAUGAUGAUUGUUCAAUGCUGACCUCUUCUUGGCCUCAUCCAUCGCCCUUGUCCGAGCCAAGAGACGAACAAUCUUGCAAAGAUUCAAGCUCGAACGCGCCUCUUAUCCUUCCAAAAGACAUUUCCAACGCUCAAGAUCUUAGUUCGUCUAUCAUAACUCCCACCGAGAAACUCUCUGGCUUACUAACUGUGGAGGAGUAUUAUGGCUUCUCACAGUCUGGUGGACUAAUGAAGGGGUCAAGUUCGAGUGGAACAACUACAACUUCUCUACCAGCCAAUUCAUUACAAAGUUCAGUGACUUAUGCCUUGAGAUCAAAUGAUGAUGCUAAGUGUUCAAUGAGGGUCGAACCUGUUGAGAAAAACCCGGUGGCGUGGACUGGAUCUGAAUGUAUCUCACAGAAUAAUGUUGGGAGCAAGUCCAACAGUUUGUUCUCCCAGUUAGGCCUUGACCAUCUUUUGGAUACUAGCAGCCCUUGUUCGUUUGAGGAUCAGCCAUUGUCAGCUGCUAAGAGAAGAAGAACCGGCAACUUCUCAUGGAGCCAAAGCCAAGUGAAACUUGAUGGGAUACUGAAGCCAUAUGACCCCGAGGCAAAGAAUAGUCAAGUUAGUAAGGAGCCGCGUUCAUGUGUUGAUGAUAGUUGUUCACUGGAUGCUAGUACUUCAAGGAGGCAUGAGGAACAGGUGAAAACCAAGAAGAAGAAGGCUAAACCGGGGAGCAAACCAAGGCCAAAAGAUCGACAGAUGAUCCAAGACCGGCUUGGAGAGUUGAGGGAGCUCAUUCCCAAUGGAGAGAAGAUGAGCAUUGAUCGUUUGUUGGAACGAACCAUCCGACACUUGAACUUCAUGCAGAGUCUCAGCAAGCAUGCUGAAAGUCUUAAAGAGAUUGCUAAGCCAAAGUCCAUGGAGGCCUGUCAAAAUCAGUCCAACAAUGGUGGUGAUGGUGGAGUUACGUGGGCGUAUGAAGUUGGCAAUGAUGCUAUGGUUUGUCCACUGAUAAUCGAGGACCUUAGCAAAUCCGGUCAGAUGCUUAUAGAGAUCCUCUGUGAAGAACAGGGCUUCUUCUUGGAGAUCGUACAGAUCAUUCGAGGUUUUGGGUUGACCAUCUUGAAGGGGGAGAUGGAAGCUCGUGAGACGAAGAAGAUAUGGGCUCAUUUCAUGGUGGAGGCUGAGGGGACGCGUUCUGUUACACGUCAUGAGAUGUUCUCGUCUCUCAUUCAUCUCUUGCAGAUGACGGGGCAGGGUGCAGCCAACGGGGGCGAGGGUUAUGGCAAUGUCGGUUUCAACAGCUUUCAACCUUCUACUUCAUUUCCUCUCAACUUUGGUGAUGCCCUUCAAUGUGCAAACUUGUGACAAUGUCUCAUUGAGUUUGAUGACUAAACUGAUACAAAGGCUCAUAGUCUUAGUCUCUUAGAUGAUGUGAGAAAUUGAGUGUUGGAGUAUAUAUUUAUAUAUUGAUAUAUAAUAAUUUUGUUUUCUUUCUGUGUAUGAAGGGGAAUUUGUUAAGAGGAGAAGAAUGCUUGUAUUCUCCAACUAAGGGUUCCCUUUUAGAUGUUUCUUGUGGGUAGUCUCAUUUAUUGAAGCUAACAAAUUUAGUGGUUGUUUAUAGCUUAA
Salvia hispanica is the source of this 2668-nucleotide messenger RNA. RefSeq names its product transcription factor bHLH157-like. Gene Ontology annotation, biological process: regulation of DNA-templated transcription. Lineage: Eukaryota; Viridiplantae; Streptophyta; Magnoliopsida; Lamiales; Lamiaceae. Gene Ontology annotation, molecular function: protein dimerization activity; DNA-binding transcription factor activity. The record is from RefSeq and is a predicted model, not a curated record.